Molecule: messenger RNA, 6682 nt
Organism: Scylla paramamosain (green mud crab)
Lineage: Eukaryota; Metazoa; Arthropoda; Malacostraca; Decapoda; Portunidae
Product: transcriptional regulator Erg-like
Biological process (GO): regulation of transcription by RNA polymerase II; cell differentiation
Cellular component (GO): nucleus
Molecular function (GO): DNA-binding transcription factor activity, RNA polymerase II-specific; sequence-specific DNA binding
Source: RefSeq, a predicted model, not a curated record
AUGUGGUUGGGAAGUGUGUAUGGUGAGAUGAAAGAGGUGAUAGUUGAAGAUAUUGCAGUGUAUGGAGUGGACGGUCCCAUCAUGCUGUCUGAGGAGCAGGUGAAGAGGCCCUACCAGCAACGAAUACCUCACAAACCGGUGUCACGAUGGAGCUCAGACGACGUAGUGAACUUCCUGAUAGACACUCACAGGCAGAACGACUACAACUUCAGCGUCAUGAACGGAAUAGACGGGCCGCAGCUGGUGAGACAGACGAGGGAGUUCUUCAUCAGCUUCUCGGCGGAAUAUGGCGAGGAUCUUUACAAUGAGGUGCAGAGGAGGGUACUGCAGGAGAGAGCCACAAGCAACACCAGCACACACUACCCUGCCUCUCUAUCUAGCACCACCACCACCACCACCUCACCCUCGGUCCUUCAACGGCCCUUCUUCCUAACCGCCUCACCACACAGCUUGCACCACCUCACGCCACAGCCCUCAGUGAUCUGUGAUGCCCAGGCGCGGUACGAGCUCGUCAUAGAACCGCCGGCUGAGUCCGCAAGGUUCCCGAGAGAUCAAGGGAGUCACAGCAUUUAUAAUCGUACCCCCACAGCUGCUCUCAAGUCUGCGCCGCCUCCCCUCGUAGCUCUGGACAGGAGGGAAGAGAGGCAGGAGGGGGUAAGGGAGAGGGAGGCUGGUAGAAGUGGUGCCAGUGGUGGUGAACAGAGCCAGGUGAUAAAGGAGGAGGUGGUGGUGGAGCCGCCCAAGAAACGAGGACCUGGUCGACCCAAAAAGCCUGAAAGUGAGCUAAAGAAGAAGAAGAAGAAGACAGGCCGACUUUGGGAGUUUAUCCGUAAUCUAUUACUGAACCCUGACACUUGCCCCUUCCUGGUCAAGUGGGAGAACCCGGAGGAGGGCCUGUUUCGCUUCAUUGACGGGGAGAAGGUGGCCAAGCGGUGGGGAGAGAGGAAGGGCAACACUGAGAUGAACUAUGAGAAGCUGAGUCGUGCUAUGAGGUACUAUUACAAGACGCACAUCUUUGAGGCCGUCAUUGGGAGAAGACUCGUGUACAAAUUUGGGAAGAAGGCAAGCGGGUGGCGGACGUCCAACCCAAACUUUGUCAAUCCCCCGGAGAACCCCAGCCUGCAGGAGCCCCCGCCAGCACCUCCCCAACCCCAACCCCCACCACCACCACCUCACCACCGCCACCACUACAAUGAACAGCUACGCACAGAUAUAAAACCCGAGACAAGCCAGGGAGAUUUGGUCCUGUCACCACCACACCACCACCUGCACCUCCAUCACUACACCGACGCUCAGUUACUUAUGCCAGACAUGAAGGCGAAAAUCAAUUCAGUGGAUAUGAUGUCAUCACCACCAGUACCACCACCAGCACAUCACUUUAAAGAGGAGUACCUGUCAUCACCACAUACCCAGGACACCAAGUCACAUCACCACCAACCCCUUAGGCCUCACGCUGCACCACACGCCACACCUCCACCACCACACAUAGCACCACUCUGGUUAAACUAAAACUGUUCUGUGAUUUUUCGGUGCCUUAGAAUAAAAAUUUGUCCAUAUAUUUUUGCGACCCGAAGGAAAAUGGACCUGCAAGAGAGAAGGAGAGGUCAGGUGGAUAAUGCGUGACCUUGAAUGGUGUAAGACGCCCUUGUAACUCUCACUGUAGGGUCGUAACUGCUCAACAAAGUGCCUUACUGUGUCUUGUCCUGCCUGGGAACAAUGUGCAACUCAAAUGACAAAAUCUACAAAGUACAAGAGAGAAAGACAAGUUAGUCAGCAGUAGAAGACUUUAGGUUGCCGGAACAAGAGGAGGAGGCAACACAAAAACCAGAAUACAAAGUGAAACAGCAACACAACAACACAAGAAGUGGAGGAAAAACAAAUUAGCCACCAACAGAACACUUCACUUUACCAGUACAAGAAGAAGAGGCAAGAUGAACAGUAGGAGAAACACUCAUUUGCAAACACAAGACAAAAACAGCAACACAGACAGCACCACAGGAGGCUGGGGUGCUGGCCGACAGUGCUAGAGGCAACCAAGAGCAUGGGAAGUGUCUUGCAUCACCAGGGUAGAAGUGCUCAGGCGGUGUGACUGUGGCUGUGAAAAUAAACUGCAUAAACCCAUGCCUUGUGAGGGCACUUGGCGACCAGCAGACGUACUACCUCCCCCAUUCCCCUUACAUCCUCCCACUGCCAAAACAGAGACAGCCGUGGUGCAUGCUGGGAGAACGAAGCAAGAAAUUCAGCCAGCAUUUUGUGUCAACUCGUACCUCCUCUGCUUGAACCUCAGGAAAACUGUAGAUAGAUGUAUAGUGUUGUCAUUUUCAGUGCCCGGCUCUUGUGCUUUGCUAACUGUACCUGUAACACUGACUGACUGCUGCAGGCUGAGCGGUUGUAUCCUGGUGACUGUGUGGCAAGCUUCUCCUCGGCCUGAGUGAGCGUAGGUGACUGUACAAAGGGAAAACAAAGCUGUACCCAAUGAGAGCUGUGAAAUAUUGGAUUUACUUAAUGUCUGGGCAAUGCUGGGUGGUUUUUGAAAUUGCUCUCUCUCUCUCUCUCUCUCUCUCUCUCUCUCUCUCUCUCUCUCUCUCUCUCUCUCUCUCUCUCUCUCUCUCUCUCUCUCUCUCUCUCUCUCUCUCUCUCUCUCUCUCUCUCUCUCUCCCUCUCUCUCUCUCUCUCUCUUAACUCAUGCAUUCCUAUCUUUUUCUCUUCUUUUCUCCUCAUAAUAGCAAUAAUAAUAAUAAUGGUAAAUGUAAUGUUAAAAUUAAUUCAGUCAGUCAGUCAGUCAGUGAAGCUUCUCUCUGUCAAGUUAAUACAGUGUUACUACUUCUUACGCUUUGUUCAAUUUUUCUUAUGUAUUUUCUGCCAGUAUAGUUUAUAAGAUGCAGUAUGGUGCCUUAUUGUAUGUAUAGUGUGUGUGUGUGUGUGUGUGUGUGUGUGUGUGUGUGUGUGUGUGUGUGUGAGAGAGAGAGAGAAGGAUACAGUUCAAUUGAUAUUGAUAACAGAAAUCACUGAAUGCAAAUAGAGAUGUUUCUGUGAUAUGAGAAAAAAAUGUGAAGGAAAUAGGCAAAAUAGAAAAGAACUUGUGAUUCUGUAGCAAGAUGAUGAAAAUGGUCACUUUAUCUGGCUGGCAAUCCCACGUGGGGCAGCCCAGACACACACACACACACACACACACACACACACACCACACACACACACACACACACACACACACACACACACACACACACACACACACACACACAACACCAAGGCACAUACACAGAUUAAUCACUUAUAAAGCCAAACUCAUGCACAAUUUUGUAUAAUACUCAAAUAUACUUCGAGUCUCCAUUUGGUGCCAUUUUUUAUAUACGGAAAAUUGUACGUGAGAGAAAGAUUUAGUGUUGCAUUGUGUUGUGUGUGCAAGCCAAGCAAUUUGAGUGUGUUGCGAGUUAACACGCAUGCUAUACAAUGGCAAGAUUAGGUUAGUAUAGGGUGAAGAUAGUGCUGUAGGAGAGACUUGUAGUGUUGUAGAAGAGUGUAUUGGUACUAUAUUGUGUUGCAGGAGAGAAUGUGUUGUAAUGUUGCAGGAGAGAGAGGAGAGAGAUAUGCUGCAGUUAUGUUGUAAGAGUGUUAUAGGAAAUGGAUUGUGUUGUAGCAAUGUUUUAGAAGAGAGAGAUAUAUAUAUUGUUAUAAUACUAGAUAGAACACUGUGUUGAAAUAGUGUUGCAAGAUAUGGUGUGGUAAUGCAGGAGGGAAAACUACAGAGAUUACACUGAAAACAAAUGUGUAUGUAUGAAUGUCUCUAUAUAUAUGUAUGAGUGUGUGUUUGUGUGUUUGUGUGUUUAAGGUGCUAACACUCCACUGUCUUUGCUCACUUGCUCACCCACCCUAUAUAUCAUUACUCACCCCCCUCCCCCCCUGUUCUCCAUACACCCCCCCCCCCAACUAGUCAGGGUGAAGUAACCCAUCUUAUCCUUAACUCCACUGUACAAAAAAAGACACCUGGUGAAUCUUAAGAACACGAACCUUACAAGUUUUAAAUGCUGUCCUCUCGUCAGGGCUUCCCACAGGCUGCGGCAGUGAUUAUCGGGGUUUUUUAUGGGUGUUCUUUGGUUUUUUGGUGUUUUUUUCUCUGUUGAGUGUAUAGAAUGAUUGUUAAGUUAGUGCUAGAGUCAUGGUGGCAGUCUUGAAAGCUCCAGUAACUUACAACUAGUCCGUUAAUUGUGGGUGAUGUUAAGUUUGUAAAAUAUUUGUGAGACCCCCACAGUAACUUCCACAAGGGCCUGUUAAAUCUUCCAAAUGCUUCUCUAAAAUCCAGUAACUUCCACUACAGUCAGUUAAAUGUGAUGGAUGCUUGUUAAACAUCCUAUAACUUCUAGAGUCUGUUAAGCUUGUAAAAUAUUUGUGAGACCCAUAACAACUUCCACAAGGAUCUGUUAAAUCUUCCAAAAGCUUCUCUAAACUCCAGUAACUUCCACUACAGUCAGUUGAACAUGGUAGAUGCUUGUUAAACCUCCAUUAGCUUCCACUAGUCUUAAAUGUGCAGAAUGUUUGUUAAGCCUCCAGCAGCUCCCACUAAGGCCAUGACGCACCAUAUGACUGCCGUGUUGUCAUGUCUUCCCUUUCCUAAAUCAGUCAAUCCACUACAGCCCGUUAAAUGUGUGAAAUGUUUGUUAAAAUUCCUCAAACUUCUACUAGUCUGUUAGAUGUGGGGGAUACUUGUUAGACUUCCAGUAACUUCCACUUGAGUCUGUUAAAUGUUCAGAAUACUUGUUAAGCUUCCAAUGACUUCCAUCACAUUCUUGUUAAACCAUUAGUAGAAUCAUAAAAACACUUGAAAAUCACAGUAACUUCCAAUACAGCUGAAAAACUACAAUAAACUCCAAUACAGCUGAAAACUACAAUAACCUCCAAUACAGCUGAAAACCACAAUAACACAAUACAGCUGAAAACUACAGUAACUUUCCAUACAGUUUGUUGAAAGAAUGCUUAACAAACAUUCUUGGAGACCCUAACAAUCUCCACUUAAGCUUGAUAAAUGUACAGAAUGCUUGAUAAACUAUUACUAGUUGUAAAAAAAACCCUUGAAGAUUCGAAUCACUUCCACCACAGCCUGCUGAAAAGCCAAGACGAGACAUUGAGAUGCUAGGAAAUGCUAUUCACUCAUUUAUUCCAUUUCUGCUCUUUACCAGUGCAAGAUGUUGAUAGAAAGACUAUGAUAAGCCUUUCCAGUGGUUAAUGAAAAAAUAAUGGUUUUGUGUCAUAAUUCUUAAGAUUUUCCAGAUAAAUUAUUGAAAUGUUAUAUUGUUGUGUGUGUGUGUGUGUGUGUGUGUGUGUGCGUGUGACAGACGAAGGAAAUUUUAUCCGUAUUUUGCAUGUGUGUAUGUAUAUCUGUGUGUGUGUGUGUGUGUGUAUGUGUGUUCAUAUAGGUUAAGAAAUACACAAACUGGCAUAUGCUGUAAGAAAUAAAUAAUAAUAAUAAAUAAAAAGAUAAAAAAUCAAACAAAAUCUUUACGGAGUCAGAAAACUGUGAAAAAUAAUGAAAUCUCAACACACACACACACACACACACACACACACACACACAAAGAGCCAGUGCAAGGCAUCAUGUUAAUACAAUAACCUUCAUAUACAUAAGUGUUUAUACUUGAUACAUUUAUAAGAUUUUUUUUUGUACAUAGCAGCGGUUAUUAAUAAAAAAAACUUGUUUAUUUGCACUGUUGUAUUGUGUUACUGGUGUACCUCACUGUAGCAUAACCCUGGUGUUGUGUUGUGUAUGGCUGUAGGGUGUAAGAGUGUUGUGUCUGGGUGUAGAAGUUGUAUUUGGAUGUAGAGUUGUGUAGAGGGUAGUGUUGCAUGCUAGGAUAUGAAACACUGAGAAUUCUAGCUUGCAUUAGGGAGGUGGACAGAAUAGGGGUGAAAGUAGAAAGUCUUGUGGUGUGAGGGUGCAGGAGAAGGGGAGGCAUGCAGUUAGCAAUGUCAGAAGAGCAGUUAGCAUGAAAGUAAUGGUAAAAUAUAGCAAGAAAUGUAACACUGGCAGAGAGAAAGAGAGAGGACUUAACACAAAACACUUUUGAUGCCUUUCUAUUUGUAUCAUUAAGUAACACAAUAACAAACUCAAUUCACAGAAGAUAGAGAAAUAGAUAGAAGACAUAACUAAAAAUUAAUAUCAACAAAUCACAGGGUCACACAUUAAGACAAAAUGUAUGCCUUGUACAAGAUUUAUUAUUCAGAAAACAUUAUUGGAGCAGAGCACAGGUACAAGUCUUCAGAAACCAUCCCCACUGGUGUCUGAAAUUGAUGACUGACAGACAGACAAAGGAAACUAAAUAAUAUAAUUGCUCUUGUAUUUAAACGACCACAAAUAAGGAACAAAAAAAUAAAUUAAUUGAAUUCGUUUAGAAAAUUUAUAGACUGACUGACUAUAAAUAAUAAUAAUAACUGGUAAAUAGUCAAGUCUUUUUAAUAAUGAAGAAAAAAAGAAACAAUGAAAAUACAAAUAUACAAAAACUAUUCAUUAUAAAAAAAAAAUUAUAUACUUAAACAUACAUAUGCCCAGGUGUGUGUGUGUGUGUGUGUGUGUGUGUGUGUGUGUGUGUGUGUGUGUGUGUGUGUGUGUGUGUGUGUGUGUGUGUGUGUGUGUGUGUGUGUGUGUGUGUGUGUGUGUGUGUGUGUGUGUGUGUGUGUGUGUGUGUGU